UAUUUGCAUGUGGUAUAUAUAUAUAUGUAACUAACCCUGCAAUUUCACAGACACAAACACAGAGAAACAUCUACACAUUCUUUAUUUUUCUUUUCUUGCCAGGUCAGACAAAUGGAGCUAGCGAAGCAAGCUAUUCUGAAGGGAACGAAUCUCGCGUUUGCUAAAUGCGAGUGUUGCGGACUGACAGAGGAGUGCACGGAGGAAUACAUAAAGCGCGUGCGUGACCGUUAUUCGGGCCGUUGGAUUUGCGGGCUUUGUUCGGAGGCGGUGAAGGAAGAGGUGCAGAGGAGAACAGAUGACGUGAUCGAUAAAGAGCAGGCUUUGAUUCAGCACAUGAAUUUCUGCAAGAAAUUCAACAAUUUAUUAUUAAUCCCACCGAAAAAUCCCACUCAAGAAUUGAUUUCUGCGGUUAAACAGUUGCUUCUGAGGAGCUUGGAUUCGCCUCGGUCCAGCCCCGUGAGGAAGAGGUGUAUGGUUCGAUCCGAAAGCUGCUUCUCUGCUCUGAAUUCUUGAAAAAAUAAAAGUGAGAUGAAUUGAUUAGUUUUGAUGAUUAUAAUUACUAAAUAUCGUUGUGAGAAUUAAGUGACUCAGUAGUUGCUGCUUACGCGUUAGCAUCGAAACAACAAUGUUAAAACGAUGUUAUGAAUUGUUCAUCCUUCGCCAAAGUCUUAAACACAAACCCUCGUUUUUUUUUCUUCUU
Erythranthe guttata (spotted monkey flower) is the source of this 700-nucleotide messenger RNA. RefSeq lists its product as hypothetical. The record is from RefSeq and is a predicted model, not a curated record. Lineage: Eukaryota; Viridiplantae; Streptophyta; Magnoliopsida; Lamiales; Phrymaceae.